AGGUACAACCAUAACAAAUGGGAAAAGGAAAUAGAAGACUUUAGAAGUAUAAAAAGAAAAGUAGCUAGCAGCAACACAAAAACCUCUUCCUCGUUUCUCUUUCUUUCACUCUUCUCGAGCACUCAGUUGCGUGCUCGCCGGAACCCUUUUAUCUCUGUAGAAUCCCCUUCAACAUGGAUAUUGAGGAGGACAUCCGUUCUUUACAGCUUGACUCGGCAGAAGACAAUAAUGGGGUGGUAAAUGCAGAGGAUGGAAAGCCAGAAGUUGAGAAAUCUGAUAAGAUGGAUGAAGAUCCGAAGCGGGAUGUUCAGGCACCGGUUGUUGAGGCUGAGCCAAAAGGGAAAUAUAAGGAAAUUCCUUCUGUUCAAGAUGAAGAUGAGUUGGAGAUGAAGAAAAGACACUUAAAUGUUGUAUUUAUUGGCCACGUUGAUGCUGGUAAGUCUACAACUGGAGGCCAAAUACUUUUCCUCAGUGGUCAAGUUGAUGACCGGACUAUCCAAAAAUACGAGAAAGAGGCUAAGGACAAAAGUCGAGACAGCUGGUAUAUGGCUUAUAUAAUGGACACAAAUGAGGAGGAGAGGGUAAAGGGAAAAACAGUUGAAGUCGGUAGAGCACACUUUGAGACAGAAACAACAAGGUUUACCAUUUUGGAUGCACCUGGUCACAAAAGCUAUGUUCCUAACAUGAUUAGUGGUGCAUCUCAAGCUGAUAUUGGAGUGUUGGUUAUUUCUGCUCGGAAGGGAGAGUUUGAAACUGGAUAUGAGAGAGGUGGACAAACUCGUGAACAUGUCCAACUUGCAAAAACGCUGGGUGUGGCCAAGUUGCUUGUUGUUGUCAAUAAAAUGGAUGAUCCUACGGUGCAGUGGUCAAAAGAAAGGUAUGAUGAAAUCGAGUCAAAGAUGGUUCCAUUUCUAAAGCAAUCAAGAUACAAUGUAAAGAAAGAUGUCUUGUUUUUGCCAAUAUCUGGGUUGAUUGGUACAAACAUAAAAACAAAAGUGGAUAAAAGCACUUGUCCAUGGUGGAGUGGGCCUUGCUUAUUCGAGGCCCUUGAUACUGUUGAAGUUCCUCCACGAGAUCCCAAAGGUCCUUUUAGGAUGCCUAUUAUUGACAGAUUCAAAGACAUGGGAACAGUUGUUAUGGGCAAAGUUGAAUCUGGUACUGUUCGUGAGGGAGAUUCCAUGUGUGUCAUGCCAAAUAAGGAUCAAGUAAAAGUUGUUGCGGUAUUUAUCGAUGAAAAUAGGGUUAAACGUGCCGGACCUGGUGAAAAUUUACGGAUUAGAUUAUCUGGUGUUGAAGAAGAAGACAUAUUAUCUGGUUUCGUCUUGUCUAGUGUUGUUAAUCCAAUACCGGCAGUUACUGAGUUUGUUGCUCAGUUGAUUAUCCUUGAAUUGCUGGACAAUGCUAUUUUUACUGCUGGGUACAAGGCUGUUCUGCACAUCCACUCUGUGGUUGAGGAAUGUGAGAUUGUUGAACUCUUGCACGAAAUUGAUACAAAGACACAAAAACCUAUUAAAAAAAAGGUUCUCUUUGUGAAGAAUAAUGCAUCAGUAGUGUGUCGUGUUCAGGUUAAUAAUGCGAUUUGUAUUGAGAAGUUCUCUGAUUUCCCUCAACUUGGGAGGUUCACUCUUCGCACAGAAGGAAAAACUGUUGCUGUGGGAAAAGUCACCGGUCUCUAAGUUUGUGACAAUUUUGACUUGAGGACAUCUCCAAAGACAAAUUGAGUGGCAGCAUCGAGGCAGAAUUGACAGCAUCAAGUUUACCAUAUAUUCAUUUUGGUAUUAAAUAUUUAUUACUUGGAGGUAGUUUUCAGUGAAGAGUUAUUUUUGGCCGCUGGUGCUCAUGUAUGUACUCGGUAUUUUGCGGUUGGUCGCUUCCAACCGUGCUGCUACUUGAGAUAUAUAAUUGAAAUGGAUGGUUUGAAAUCAAUCCAAAUGAUUAGC
Molecule: messenger RNA, 1940 nt
Organism: Abrus precatorius (Indian licorice)
Lineage: Eukaryota; Viridiplantae; Streptophyta; Magnoliopsida; Fabales; Fabaceae
Product: eukaryotic peptide chain release factor GTP-binding subunit ERF3A-like
Exons: 19
Coding region: 174-1676 (500 amino acids)
Biological process (GO): translation
Cellular component (GO): translation release factor complex
Molecular function (GO): GTP binding; GTPase activity; translation release factor activity
Source: RefSeq, a predicted model, not a curated record